Arabis nemorensis is the source of this 630-nucleotide messenger RNA. The record is from the annotation of a GenBank genome assembly. NCBI's taxonomy places the organism in Eukaryota, Viridiplantae, Streptophyta, Magnoliopsida, Brassicales, Brassicaceae.
AUGAACCCUUGUGUCUCCUUUGCUCAACCUUGUCUUCUCCUGGAUACGCUUUCAGAAGAUAUCCUCUGUGAGACCCCCUUUUUCGAGCUGCAUUUGUUCAAAAAUUACAUUUCUUUACGGUUUACUUACCUCAGUAUGAGGCUCAAAUUACCUCGGUAUGAGGCUCUUAGACUUCAUGUUAGUCAUCUUUUACUUCGGUAUGAAGGUAAUACUGGAAAACUCCUACCAAUUUCUGUUCGAUAUAUUGCUCCCCAAGUAUUAUUUUCUAGAGCUGAGAUGGACAAAGAACUCAAAGAAUUUGUUGGAAACCAUCGUUAUUGUCAACCAUUGAAUUGCUUCUCACUUAUGGAGACUUCAAGAUUUAUUGUUGACAUUAAGCUUCUUUCUUUUGGUAUAUUCCCUUUCUUUGAUGUUUUUUGCACUAACCUUGUGGUGUAUUUCAAGGUUCCCAUUCACCACUUGUCUUAUGUUGUAUUGGAUACCCACUGCGAUGUCUACUCCUUUAUGGAGUGUUUGGUGUUAUCAAAAUCCCUUUUUGAAGGAUGGAAGAUGUUGGAGUUAGGAGGGAUUCACAAUAAAAUCCCCCCGGCUCAUUCGUUGGCCACUUAUCUCCUUGCAGCCACUACAUAG